Messenger RNA from Talaromyces atroroseus, 294 nucleotides. Its product is annotated as MICOS complex subunit mic10. The transcript has 3 exons. The coding region runs from base 1 to 294 and encodes 97 amino acids. Lineage: Eukaryota; Fungi; Ascomycota; Eurotiomycetes; Eurotiales; Trichocomaceae. The record is from RefSeq and is a predicted model, not a curated record. Gene Ontology annotation, cellular component: MICOS complex; mitochondrial inner membrane; mitochondrion.
AUGGCCGAGUCUAGCGAGUCCAAGCCGACAAUCCCGGUUGCGCGCUCAACCAAGCCCGUGAGCGAGGCUCUUCUCAAUGAGAAGUGGGACCGUGCCAUCUCGUCCGUGAUUGUUCGCUCUUCAAUCGGCCUUGGAUUCGGUGUUGUUCUUUCAGUUCUCCUCUUCAAGCGAAGGGCUUGGCCUGCCUGGGUUGGUCUUGGUUUUGGCGCUGGUCGCGCUUAUGAAGAAGCCGAUUCCGGCUUCCGACGAGGCGAUAGUCCAGUUACAAAUGCUGUGCGUCAGUCCAGGUCAUGA